AUGAAGAUAUAUGUUGGUGGACAACUGUGCCGCCAGUGGGCAACGGGCACCCCACCGUCCGCUAUAGCUGACGUCGAUUGUCAACAAGCACUGACAGGAAACAACCUCACUAUUCAGACCAGCGAUGUUCUCACGCUGUGCGAGGUACAGAUAUUUGUUUGUAGCGACGGCUGGUUUGGUGAGGACUGUGACAAACAGUGUCAGUGUUCACUAAACACAGAAGUAUGUGACAAGAUCACUGGACAGUGUCUGAGUGGAUGUGCUGCUGGAUACAUGGAAAAAGACUGCCAAACAGCGUGUUCAGACGGUUACUAUGGAAACUGCACAUCCAAGUGUGGAAACUGCCCCAACGCUGCCUUUUGUAACAAGUCAACAGGUAUCUGCCCUGGAGGUUGUUCAGCAGGGUGGCAAACAGACACCUGUCUUCAACCAUGUCCGAGUGGCUACUAUGGCCCGAACUGUGGCGUCCUGUGUGGCAACUGUGUGGAAGGUGAUGUUUGCAUCAAGACCAAUGGAACAUGUCCUGGAGGAUGUGCAGCGGGGUGGAUCAACGACACGUGUCAUCAAGCAUGUCCAGAUGGUUACUAUGGUACUGACUGCACGCCCAAGUGUGGAAACUGUCUGGACAAAGAUGUGUGUAACAGGUCAACGGGAACAUGUCCCAACGGGUGGAUGAAUAACACAUGUCAUAACAUGUAUGAAGACGGGAAGUACGGAAUUGGUUGUACGUCAGAAUGUGGUCACUGCAAGAACGACACAAUCUGUGACAAAACUAACGGAACCUGCGGGAGUGGAUGUGAUGGGGUGUAUUUAGGUGCCCGCUGUGAGCCCAUGCAGGUUACGGUUAAUGAAAAAACCUCUAUGGCUGGAAUAAUUGGAGGGACAGUUGCAGCUCUGUUGGCAAUUGCCAUCGUCAUAAUCGUCCUAUUUUCAUCUUCAGGCGGAGGAAGGGACCAAAGCACGAUGACGAGAGGCUGCAGUCUAAUCAAGAUGUGCCUAAUUCAAAAGCAAAAACUGUUGAGAUUGUAA
Molecule: messenger RNA, 1029 nt
Organism: Haliotis rubra (blacklip abalone)
Lineage: Eukaryota; Metazoa; Mollusca; Gastropoda; Lepetellida; Haliotidae
Product: protein draper-like
Exons: 8
Coding region: 1-1029 (342 amino acids)
Molecular function (GO): scavenger receptor activity
Source: RefSeq, a predicted model, not a curated record